Messenger RNA from Oncorhynchus kisutch (coho salmon), 2550 nucleotides. Its product is annotated as phenylalanine--tRNA ligase alpha subunit. NCBI's taxonomy places the organism in Eukaryota, Metazoa, Chordata, Actinopteri, Salmoniformes, Salmonidae. The coding region runs from base 78 to 1571 and encodes 497 amino acids. The transcript has 13 exons. The record is from RefSeq and is a predicted model, not a curated record. Gene Ontology annotation, molecular function: tRNA binding; phenylalanine-tRNA ligase activity; ATP binding. Gene Ontology annotation, biological process: phenylalanyl-tRNA aminoacylation. Gene Ontology annotation, cellular component: cytosol; phenylalanine-tRNA ligase complex; cytoplasm.
CUCUUGUAUUUCAGUACUUUCGACAUAUCCAAUACUGAGCUCACUACCGGUCUCUUUUCAGCUUCGCUGUGACUAGCAUGGCUGACACUGGUCUUGUAGAAACGCUUCUUCGGCGGGUGGAAAAGGUGGACGGUGGUCUCGACAGUCAGGAUGUUGCGACCAGUCUCGGGGUGGACCACCAAGCUAUCGUCGGUGCUGUGAAGAGCCUACUGGCACUUGGUGAUGUGAUCUCAGCUGAGCAGCGCUCCUCGAAGCACUGGGAGCUGACUGGGGAAGGCUGUGAGAUAGCCGAACAGGGCAGCCAUGAGGCCCGAGUCGUCAGCUCCAUCCCAGAGGAAGGGAUGCCUCAGAGCCAGCUCAUGAAACUAGCCUUUGGGAAGGUGGGUUUCAGCAAGGCCAUGUCCAACAAGUGGAUCCGUCUGGACAAGGGCCACGAGGGCGGACCCAGGAUCUUCAAGACUGUGGAGCACUUAGAAGACUUGGUGAGGGACAAGUUGCUCCUGGUACAGAAAGGCCAGGCGUCUCAACUGGAGGAGAAGGAGAAGAAUGAGCUGAAGAAACGCAAACUGCUCUCUGAAGUGACGGUCAAGUCCUAUUGGAUCACAAAGGGCAGCUGUUUCAGCACCACCAUCACUAAGCAGGAGACAGAGCUCACCCCAGAGAUGAUCGCUAGUGGGAGCUGGAAGGAGAAGAAGUUCAAGCCUUAUAACUUUGAGGCCUUGGGUGUGGCCCCAGACUGUGGCCACCUGCAUCCGCUCAUGAAGGUCCGCACGCAGUUCAGACAGAUCUUCCUGGAGAUGGGCUUCACUGAGAUGCCCACCAACAACUUCAUUGAGAGCUCCUUCUGGAACUUUGACUCCCUGUUUCAGCCCCAGCAGCACCCAGCCAGGGACCAACACGACACCUUCUUCCUGUCUGACCCAGCUCAGGCCCAUGAGUUUCCCCAGGACUACCUGGAGAGAGUGAGGAAGGUCCAUUCAGAGGGAGGCUUUGGAUCACAGGGGUACAAGUAUGACUGGAAGAUUGAGGAGGCUCAGAAGAACAUCCUCCGUACUCACACCACAGCAGUCAGCGCUCGCAUGCUGUACAAACUUGCUCAGCAGGAAAAGUUCACCCCUGUCAAGUACUUUUCCAUCGACAGAGUAUUCCGUAAUGAAACUCUGGAUGCCACCCACUUGGCAGAGUUUCACCAGAUUGAGGGAGUGGUGGCUGACUAUGGCCUUACCCUGGGUGACCUCAUGGGCAUCCUUCAUCAGUUUUUCAAUAAACUAGGAAUCACCAAAUUACGCUUUAAACCGGCCUACAAUCCAUACACCGAGCCGAGCAUGGAAGUGUUCAGCUAUCAUGAAGGGCUGAAGAAGUGGGUGGAGGUGGGAAACUCUGGGAUGUUCAGGCCAGAGAUGCUGCUGCCUAUGGGGCUCCCUGAGGGGGUGACGGUCAUCGCCUGGGGGCUGUCUCUGGAGAGGCCCACCAUGAUCAAGUAUGGCAUCAACAACAUUCGUGAGCUGGUGGGACACAAGGUCAACCUGCAGAUGGUCUACGACAGCCCUGUGUGUCGACUGGACUCUUAGAUUCUGUUCAGGCUUCCUCUUGGACAGGCUCACAUUACCAUACACAUCCCACCCAAGGCCCGUGUCGUCAGUACCCCUUUGCCCACUAGCAACCAUAUGAACACUGAACAAUCCCAAAAACCCUUAAUCUACCUUGGCCAGAGACAGAUCUGUCUGUUUGAGAGGGAGGGAAAGAGGACUUACUUUUCUCCUUAUAGCUUGUCUGUGGUUCUAGCUGGAUUAUUGCCGUUGUUUAGCCACGCGAUACACAGAUUAUACUUUAAACCUCAUUUAUGAAACAAUUAUAACUCAUCAUUGGUCGUAAUCAGUAUCUAUGCAUGUGCUGAGGGGUAGGUAGUCCUAUUACUGUUUUCUCUGCUGAUGUGUGCACUACAUCAGAGCAUAAGGAACUUCACCAGUGAGUCUGUUUUUGAAUUUAAACGUUAGGUAGCCGCUGUGCAGUUUUCUAUGUAAUGAAAUGCUUGUACAGUAAAGAUGCUAACUUGAAGCCCUUUAGCCUUCCAUACAAAACCAACCAACUCUGUGCUGUGUCCACUCAGUUCAUGAGACAAAUUAGAAAUGGUCAAAUAAAGAUGUUUGAAAGUAGCACGAUUUACGCCGUCAGUCUAAUGUAAUCCCCAUUGGUAAUGCUGAGUUUUUGUUAUUCUACUCUGGCUGUGCCAGGUCUGGCUUUAAACCGGUCAGAAGAACAUUCUUGUUUUCCUCAAUCUUGUUGUGGCAGGUGCGUAACGUGGAUUGGCGUGUUGAGUGAUGUGUGCCAAGGUUUAACCCAGAGGAUUUAGGAGUUAUUUGUGUCAUUCCAGUGAAGGUGGGAUUACGAAUCACCUUUAUCGCCUUUAAGUCUCAUGUCAUCGUACACAGGGUAGACUUUUAGCUCUGUGUGCUCACAGGAGAUAAUUGGGUUAACACAUUAGAGCACUUUGGUUGUAAGUGUAACCUAAAAUAAUUUGCUAUGGUACUAAAUAAAGAGUCAAGUCUU